Aspergillus welwitschiae is the source of this 2538-nucleotide messenger RNA. Its product is annotated as putative carboxylesterase. The transcript is spliced from 6 exons. Gene Ontology annotation, molecular function: carboxylic ester hydrolase activity. Lineage: Eukaryota; Fungi; Ascomycota; Eurotiomycetes; Eurotiales; Aspergillaceae. The coding region runs from base 1 to 2538 and encodes 845 amino acids. The record is from RefSeq and is a predicted model, not a curated record.
AUGCUACACCUGGUCUGCCUAGCUUUACUGUGUCAUGUUGCCCGUGGUCUCCCAACCCAGGCAAGCCAUAAUGCACAACCAGUGAUCAACCUCGGCUAUGCCAGAUAUCAAGGUGUGCGUCUCGAAGCUGGAGUUGACGAGUUUCUUGGGAUGCGCUAUGCAUCUCCGCCUAUCGGUGACCUGAGAUUUCGAGCGCCCCAAGAUCCGCCUGCAAACCAGACGCUACAAAGUGCCACGGAGUACGGGCCAAUUUGCAUUGGCCUAGACGAGGCAGAGUCGCCUGGCGACAUCAGCGAGGACUGUCUGUUUAUCAAUGUUUUCAAGCCAUCCACAGCCACAUCUCAAUCAAAACUACCUGUUUGGCUCUUCAUACAGGGUGGGGGCUACGCAGAGAAUUCCAAUGCCAAUUACAACGGAACUCAAGUCAUCCAAGCAUCUGAUGACGCCAUCGUAUUUGUAACAUUCAAUUAUCGUGUUGGUGCCCUGGGCUUUCUGGCCAGUGAGAAAGUGAGACAAAGCGGGGACCUAAAUGCCGGUCUGCUAGACCAGCGCAAAGCCCUCAGAUGGGUCAAACAAUACAUCGAACAGUUUGGGGGAGACCCCGACCACAUCGUGAUUCAUGGGGUAUCGGCGGGUGCUGGCUCCGUUGCCUACCAUCUAUCCGCUUAUGGUGGGAAGGACGAAGGGUUAUUCAUUGGUGCCAUCGUCGAGUCGUCUUUUUGGCCUACCCAGCGAACAGUGUCAGAGAUGGAGUUUCAGUUCGAACGGUUCGUCAAUGAUACCGGUUGCUCUUCUGCUCGUGAUUCCCUUGAGUGCCUGCGAGAACAAGACAUCGCAACCAUUCAGAAAGGGAAUACCGCGUCUCCCUUUCCAGGGGGAAGUAGCUCUCCACUACCGGACUGGUACUUCCUCCCUGUUACCGAUGGCAGUCUAGUCCCGGACGAGUUGUACAACGCUUUCGACGCAGGCAACUUCAUCAAGGUUCCCGUCUUGGUGGGCGACGAUACCGACGAAGGCUCUAACUUCGCCUACAACGCCAGUAGUAGCGCCGACGUGUCGCGCUUCUUCAAGAACAAUUAUCCGAAUCUAACUUCCCAGCAACUCAACGAAAUCAAUCAGGUUUAUCCUCGCGGCAAAUUGUUACCACGGCACGCAGCAUACUUUGGUGCUUCCUCCGCAGCAUACGGAGACGCAACAUUUACUUGUCCUGGAAAUCAUGUAGCGUCAUCAGCUGCCAGAUACUUACCGAACUCAGUGUGGAACUACCGGGUCAACAUCAUCGAUGAAUCAAAUAUUGCUGGUGGCAUCGGUGUCCCGCACACGUUCGAGCUACCCGCGAUUUUCGGAGCAGGGUCAACCGGCACUCUAAGCAGCGACUCGUCGUAUCUAACUUAUAAUGCAGCUAUAAUCCCCGUUACGAUGCAUUACUUCAUCAGCUUUGUCCAGACACUGAAUCCUAAUACGUAUCGAUACGCAACAGCGCCGGAAUGGAAUACGUGGGGGAAUGGGCAGCGUCUCCGGCUGCAGACUAACGAUACUGCAAUGGAAGCAGUGCCAGAGAGCUCGGUUCAGGAUUGUGCGUUUUGGAAAAGCCUAAGCGUGCCAAUGGAGGACCUGACCACACGAGAAUGGAUCAAUGCUUUAAUUGAACCUGGCCAUCUUCUCGUCUGGGCCCUGCGCUAUUACGUCAAAGUCAAUCUUGAGACCGUCUUUUGCAAAGGACAAAUCUUCGCCCCUCUACUCCAUCAAAGCAGAUUGCGUGAUGAGGCAUUCGGCAAAUUUUGGGUAGCUUUCAGCACAUACCUCCAAGCAAACGCCCCACCACCAGCUACCCAACCCCCAGAUCAAAUCAUCCGCUCCUCAGAUCUAAUCCCGGUCCUCCUCUCCCGCGCCUCGGGCACCGUCCUCGACGUCGGCCCUGGCACAGGUACCCAAAUGCCCCUCCUCCGCUCCCCAGCCAUCAAGACCAUUUACGGCGCGGAGCCCUGUCACGGCCUGCACGCCGAACUGCGCGCCAGCGCCACCUCCCAAGGUCUAGAGGACAAAUACAACAUCCUCCCCUGUGGCGUAGAAUCCGCAGAUCUUAUCCCUGCGCUUCAAAAACAAGGCCUUCUCAAAACCGACACUUCAGACGUGCCUUCCAUCCUUGAGAACCUGUCCACAACUAAGGAAGGCGUAUUCGAUACCAUCGUCUGCGUGCGCGUCUUGUGCUCGGUCCCUGACAUGCGUCGCACCGUCCAGGACCUGUACACCCUCCUCCGACCAGGCGGGAAGAUGCUCGUCGUCGAGCAUGUAGUUAACCCAUGGCGGACGCCUAAGGGGUCCGUGAUCGCGAGAUUGGUCCAGGCAUUUUAUGGAUUCUUGGGCUGGAGUUGGUAUAUGGGUAACUGCUGUAUGAAUCGGGAUACCACGUCGGCGUUGAAGCAUGCGGCAGAUCGGGAUGGUGGGUGGGAGUCGGUUGAAUUGGAUAGCUGGUUUGAGAGUACCCCGAUGCCGUAUGUGGCGGGCAUCUUGACGAAGAAGGGAGGGGUAAACUAG